GAUCAGUUGAGGCUAAACUCCGAUCAUGAUAAUGUCAUGAAAAAAGAGGGACCGUAUACCGUAUUUGAAAAGCAUAGGUACGCAACCAUUCUAAGUCUUUGGAAUUGAUGACAGGCUUGAGUCUUUAGCAAGUGUGUCCGUGUCGCAAAAGCAAGAUGGAAAUAAAGUGCGAGACCAUGAAGGCCAACGACCCCAACCAGGAAGCCGCUGCCCCGCAGCUACCAAAACAGCCACGACGUGUGAAGGUGCGUUUUACGACAGCAGCUGAUGAGCUGCUGUUUGAGUACGAUCCCUCGGCAGCGACGAAAAACGCCAAGCGCGCGACCGCAGCGCACAGUGCGAGCGAACGUGGUGCUGACGGUUCUACUAGCGGUGGCGGAGGUGGCGCAAGCAGCGUCUUCACGUCGGAGAAUGAGGUCGACGAUCCAAGCUGGACCUUUGCCGCUGCCAAGCUCGCGUUUGAAACUUACCUGGCGGAGACGGCGGCGCAGUACAAUGUCUACAUCAAACGACCGGCAGCUUACGAAAUUCCUUACGACCUCUGCUACAGCAACUGCGGCGACGAGUUCGGGCGAAUGAGGCUCCGCAGCAUACGCUGCAGCGGUCAGACACCAGAGUUCAACGAUGCCAUUCAGAAGCGGGUCGAGCUAGCUCUGGACUGUCGACUGUACGUAGGGUUUACUCGUCAAACUGAAGAGCACAUGUGUGAAUGGGGCACAUGCAAGGUACAUGAUGAGGCCGGCGCCGGCAAUUAUGAUAUUAGUACCAUCCGAGACCGAGCGGACUGGAACUGGUCCUUUCUCGUUUUUUACACGCCCGGUUCGCGGAGACAGUGGCCCGUGCUCAACCAUCCUGGCGUUUUGAGUCGGCGGGAAUUAGAAGAGCUACAGAUUCAGCCUAACGGCGAAACGUCUGUGUCGAUCAAGUGCUCAUCUCAGGCCGUCGAAAUGUUAUCGCAAGGGUUUGAGAAGGAUUUGCGGGUUUCUUUGGUCGGUGGAAUCGGUCCCGAAAAUAUGGACGCCAUGACGUUCGAUCGGACUUAUGGCAGGGCGCUGAGGAAGUACACUCGGACUCGCUGUCGCGAUGGCCAACAUCCGCGUGGACCAGACAUGGGUUCAAAGAGGGCAGACAUCAAAGCUGACCUCCUUGAUGAAGCCGUCAUUUACGAGUUUGGUAGCGUUUUGGAACAGAGCAAGUUUAUUGCGUACGUCCGCGCGUGGGAGUCAGUGUCGUGGAAUAACGGCGGCGUCAAACCUGCCGCAGACGAGGAGGAAGAUCCAAUGGUUGAUCAGGAUGACGAUGCAUAUCUUGCACGCCUCGAGGUGAAUUUGUCCGCGCCUGGGCGUAGCUGGAGCGAAGAGCUUCGGCAGAAAGUUUCCUGUGAGUAUUUCCGUCGGUUUUUUUACGGAGACCCGCAGGAGUUGCGACAAAAGAUUCCCGAGGGGCCCCUGCGGGAAAAGUUCGACUUGCUAGAUAAGUACUUCAUGCGAACACAGAUCGUGGCGAAGCCCAAACAUGCCCACAACAAGCUACGGCCCCCCAGAAGCAUGGGUGAAAUCGUGUACGGAAAAAGCGGCCCCGGCGGCGCGGUGGGGCUGCGGUAUAUUCUCAACAGUGCGACAGACGGGACGGCGGACGACCAGAAGGAGCUUGGACUGGAUUCUGACGCAAAUGCGGAAAAGCUAACCGACCUGCUCUCCACGUCUACGGAAGAAGAGCAGAAACAUCCUACUGGUACGCCGGAUGAUGUUCUUGAUAGCAACAACUUCGAAGAUUAUGCAAGUGAGAACUACAACGAGGACGAUAGCGGUUCCGGGUUCAUGGACCACGACCAACAAGAGAAGGGUAUUGACGCGGAUGUACCCAAAGCUAGCAGCGAGUCGGGAGGUUCUGAAGAUCACCACACACAGACGAUCCAAGUGUUAGUCGUCAUGCCAGCUCUGGAAGGCCUGUGGGCGAGGUUAGAGACGGAGGAUCUGGAAGAGAAAAGUGCCAUUUUAGAGAGCGAAAAAGCACAAAGACGCACGAAGAUGAUCGGGGAGAACUAAAUUGGAACAUUUCAAGCGGCCUAAAAGACUUCUGCACUUUGAAGGAAAAGAAGCCAUGAUAUGCCUGUCGGAUGUAGUAAAAUGAAAACUCUGGUGCGCGUAGUAGUUCAUCUUCCGAGGAUAAUAAUUUCGCACAACAUGAAUAGAAUCGGACAAAUAACUCGUGUGCCAUCCCAUAAAUGAAGAU
Amoebophrya sp. A120 is the source of this 2235-nucleotide messenger RNA. The record is from the annotation of a GenBank genome assembly. NCBI's taxonomy places the organism in Eukaryota, Dinophyceae, Syndiniales, Amoebophryaceae.